Messenger RNA from Nematolebias whitei (Rio pearlfish), 2697 nucleotides. Its product is annotated as oocyte zinc finger protein XlCOF6. The transcript is spliced from 4 exons. The coding region runs from base 158 to 2614 and encodes 818 amino acids. The record is from RefSeq and is a predicted model, not a curated record. NCBI's taxonomy places the organism in Eukaryota, Metazoa, Chordata, Actinopteri, Cyprinodontiformes, Rivulidae.
GCACCGUUUACAGGGAAACGAACGUUACUGUUGACAGGAGAUCUAAGGAAAGUCGUUGCGUCGAGAUUCGAACUUUAACCAGUUUUAGUUUGUAUUUAAGGUUAAAUGUACGACGCGUGUUUUUUCAACGAGCUGAGUUUCGGAUCUGAACCAGGAAAUGGAGGCGCGCUUCGGCAGAGAAGUGGCGUCUGUGGUGGAAGUCGCCAUCCGGUCCACCGUGUCUGCGUUCAGGGAUGUUUGGGCGAAAGAGGCGCCGGACUGGGACUGGGAAGAGCAGAAGAGGCUGAGGUUCGGAGAGAUCCGGGAGAUAGAGAUGAGCCUGGUGGCUCGGAUCCAAACGGUGUUCGCGGAGCUCUGCUCGGAGCUGUGCGAGGAGAACGAGGCUCUGCGGGCCAAGGUGGAGCAGCUGGAGGACGUCCUGCGGAGGAAAGCCGGGCGGCUGGAGCAGGAGCUGGAGGCCAGGGUGGGUCAGCUGGGCAGGGACAUGGAGCAGCUGGAGAAGGAGCUGAAGACCAUCAGUGAAGGAGGCAGCAAGACCCAGGAGGAGCCUGCGGACAUGCUGCAGGUGGUUCUCGGUUCAACUACAGGAGGAUGUCAGACGUCUGUCCCCUCCAUUCAGACGGGGGUUAAAUCUGACCAAGACCUCGCCCCAAACUCGCCUUUAGCUUCAGCAGGAGGCACUGAGGUCGUCCCCGGGUCCCCGACCUCCUUCGUGACGGUCUCCGCAGUCGCAGCAGCUCCGGAGAUCUUUAUCAGCUCGAUCCCCUCCGCCUCCACGGUGCUGGUGGUGGGCGCCAACGAAGUCGUCACUCAGACCACCCUGCCUUCUCUAAACGUCUCUGAAACGCUGAUGCUGGACCUGGACCUGAAACUCCCACGGUCCCCUGAGUCUGCACCUCAGGACGCACCCAGUCCAGACUCCAGCAUCGUCGGUGGUCUGGACUUCACUCAGGAAAAGCCAUCACAGAACUCCAUCGAGGACGGACCCUCAGGGGAAACGAGAGGAGGAAGUGAUCAAACUGAAGGAGUUUCUUCUGACAACCUCUCAGAGGAGAAACAAGUGAAGCUGGAUGAGGUGCCGGGGAGAAGUCUCAGAAGAACAGAGUCUCAGACGGGGAAGCGGUUCUUCUGCGAGCUCUGCGAUACCGGGUUUCACUGGAAAGGUGAUCUGAAGAAACACAUGAAGGUCCACAAAAAGCCUUUUCCAUGUGAGCAGUGCAGCAGAAGCUUCCUGGAGAAGAAGUCUCUUGAAAAUCACCUUCUGCGUCACGAGUCGACGAAAGCCCCGCUGCCCUUCCCUUGUGUUUGUUGUAAGAGGUCCUUCAAGAAGGAGCAGUCGCUCCAGAACCACCUCAAACGUCACCAGGUGUCCAAACCACCGAAGCCGUUCGCCUGCGACCAGUGCGCGAAAACGUUCAGGGUCCAGCAGUCUCUGGAAAACCACCUUCUGCGCCACGAGAAGAAGAACCAGCUGUUCAAGUGUCAGUUCUGCGACAAGACCUGCAAGACGUCGGUGCAGCUCCGGUGCCACCUGGCCGUGCACUCGGAGGAGCGGCCGUUCAGCUGCGCCACGUGCGGGAAGGAGUUCAAGAGCAAGGACACCCUGCGCUUCCACCAGAAGGUCCACACCAACGCCAAGAAGUACAAAUGCACCAUGUGCGAGGAGUCCUUCAAGUAUGCCCACUCGCUCACCGUGCACAAGAGGAAGCACACGGGCGACCGGCCGUUCUCCUGCGACCUGUGCAGCCGCUCGUACCGGACCGGCACCGCUCUGAAAAGACACAAAGUGAUCCACACGGGAGAGAAGCCGUUCACGUGCCACAUAUGUGGCGCGAGGUUCAACCUCAACAACAACUUGAAAAGGCACCUCCGCCUCCACACGGGGGAGAAACCGUUCACCUGCCAGGACUGUGGCAUCAGCUUUUCCGACAACAACAAGCUCAAGUCCCACAUGCUGAUCCACGGCGCCAGGAAGCCGUUCAUGUGCGACCUCUGCGGGAAGACCUUCCUCUUCAACUGCAGGCUGCAGAUCCAUCAGAAGUUUGUGCACGCCGACAAGUCCCAGUGUUCAGAGGGUCUGUUCCUGACCAGACGGCAGAACAAGUCGCUGGUUAAACCGUUCAGCUGCAAAGUCUGCCUGAAGGGUUUCAGCUCCGCGUGCUCGCUCAAGCUCCACGAGAAGGGCCACAGCGAGCACAAGGAGUUCCAGUGCGGCAUCUGCGGGAAGGCUUUUCACAGCAAGUACUCCUUCAGCUACCACCUGCGGAGCCACUCGGGGGAGAAGCCGUUCGUUUGUGACGUGUGUGGGAAGAGGUUCUUCCACACAGCCAGCCUGAAGCAGCACGAGCGCAUUCACACGGGAGAGAAACCGUACAAGUGCGAUCAGUGCGGCAAGGCCUUCAGGACGGACGGCAACUUCUACAGACACGUGCGAAUCCACACCGGGGAGAAACCUUUCGAAUGUAUGUACUGUCAGAAGAAGUUCCACCAGUCCAACCAGCUCAAGUCCCACCUGCAGAUCCACACGGGCCAGAAGCUCUACUCGUGUCAGCAGUGUGGACGCGGCUUCUCCGACUCGCGGCAGUUCAAGAAGCACAGCUGCGACGGCUCUUAGCUCAACAAACUGGGCUCUUCUAGUAAUUAGAGGCUUUAAAGUGGAAAAAUAAAAAUCACAGAGUUUGAAUAUUUUUCUCGUAG